CUUCGCCCACUUUCAUCAGCAUAGAAACCGGUACCAGAGUAAAUGCCGCAAUUGAACCGUGUGCGUAUUCGAACGACAAGAAGCGAACCUCAUCUAGCGUUACUUUGCAAGGCCUCAACGGCUAGAACCGGACCGGACGUCGUACGUCUGAUGUUUGCUUGCGGAGGACGUCACACAACCCGAUCGGUUCCAGCAGAGCGCUGUAGAUAGUAAACAGCAACAGGUUCAUCUUUCCCCGUCAGAUCAUUCGAUCGUCUACCAGUGUUAGUGAAACGGUAAGGGAAAAAGGUUUAGGUCUGUUGUUGUAACUGCACCAUUACGUAGGGGCUAGACUCGUGUCGCGGCGAUAUCUCGUUUCAUUCUCGUUCUUUCUGUCUCGCGCUCUCUCGCUCGCUCGCUUGCCGGUGUGCAGCUAGAUCAAUUGUUGGAACUCGGAGUGGUCCUCGGAGGUCGUGAGCCUUACGAGUGCGCACGGUAUCAACGUAGUCCAGCUCUGGCGAACAAAAUAUUCGUGUAGAACAGUGCGUCCGGUUCAGUUCAGUGCUGAUUGCCCGCUUGCUUCAGAACGUCUCCCGAACGAGUGAAAAAACAUUCCACCCACAUCUCUCAAAAUGCCUGUAGAUAUCAAACGUGUCCUGGUAUGCGAUGCCGUUGACAACGCGUGUGUCAAACUGCUGCAAGACCAUGGAAUUCAAGUUGACUAUAAACUGAAGCUGUCGCAAGAUGAGCUAGUUAAGGAGGUUAAGAAUUAUGAUGCUCUCAUCGUACGCUCGGACACGAAAAUUACGGCCGAGGUUCUGGACGCGGGUGCCGGACGGGUGAAGGCGGUCGGACGUGCCGGGGCGGGUGUAGACAACAUCAACAUUGAAGCCGCCACGCGAAACAAUGUGCUGGUGCUGAACACUCCCGGAGGCAAUUCGAUUUCGGCCUGCGAGCUGACGUGCUUCCUGAUCGGUGCACUAGCCCGUCCCAUCUGCCCGGCGGCCGCCAGCAUGAAGGAGGGUCGCUGGGACCGGAAGCUGUACUCCGGCACGGAGCUGUACGGCAAAACGCUCGCCAUCCUCGGUCUCGGCCGGAUCGGGCGCGAGGUUGGUGUACGCAUGAACGCUUUCGGUAUGCGCGUGAUCGGCUUCGAUCCCAUCACCACGGCCGAAGAGGCGACGGCAGCCGGUAUCGAAAAGAUGGAGCUGGAGCAAAUUUGGCCGUUGGCUGACUAUAUUACCGUGCACACACCGCUUAUCCCUGCCACCCGAAACCUCAUAUCGACGGCCACUCUCGCCAAGUGUCGGAAGGGCGUGCGUGUAAUCAACGUGGCGCGUGGUGGUAUCAUCGAUGAGGCCGCAUUGUUCACCGCCCUCGAAAGUGGUCAGUGUGGUGGAGCUGCGGUAGACGUUUACCCUGAGGAACCGCCGAAAUCGGACACCACCCGGAAGCUCAUCAAUCACCCGAAGGUGGUCGCAACGCCUCACUUGGGCGCGAGCACGUCCGAGGCGCAGGUGCGCGUUGCUGUCGAGGUGGCCGAACAAUUCAUCGCCCUGACGGGCAAAUCGACCGUCUACACGCAGUACGCCGGCGUCGUCAAUCGGGAGGUGUUGAAGAAUGUCUUUUAAAUCGAAUUCACCGCUUCAAAACCACCGAGGGAAUAAAGCGCGUGAGUGCCAGACCAACGUUGUCGCGUACGUUAUUUUUGGUCGCGCCAGUAGUCCCGGCACCCAAAAUCAAUCAUUCGAAGUCGAUCGGUGUGACGUCAUGAUGUUCGGCGACACGGUGACGUUCUUUUCGGCAAUUACUAAUGAAAUCGAGCGCACAUGAAAUUUAACACCAUCCCGGUAAAUUUGACAAAUAGGACACAUUUGAACGGAGAGUCACAAAUAAAAUGUGUGUAUCGUAUAAGGGCCACACGCAGAUAGACACUCACACACAGAUACACAUAAUUUUUCUAGCACGAAAAAGGAUCCUUUUGUAUCGAACGAUAGGAAAGGCCAAAAAAACGAACAGGAAAAAAUAACAUCCUAAUUUAUCUUCCAUGGCGACCCCAAUA
This is a messenger RNA of Anopheles stephensi (Asian malaria mosquito), 2041 nucleotides long. RefSeq names its product D-3-phosphoglycerate dehydrogenase. The coding region runs from base 612 to 1610 and encodes 332 amino acids. NCBI's taxonomy places the organism in Eukaryota, Metazoa, Arthropoda, Insecta, Diptera, Culicidae. Gene Ontology annotation, molecular function: NAD binding; phosphoglycerate dehydrogenase activity. The record is from RefSeq and is a predicted model, not a curated record. The transcript has 6 exons.